Molecule: messenger RNA, 904 nt
Organism: Cucurbita moschata (crookneck pumpkin)
Lineage: Eukaryota; Viridiplantae; Streptophyta; Magnoliopsida; Cucurbitales; Cucurbitaceae
Exons: 4
Coding region: 1-864 (287 amino acids)
Source: RefSeq, a predicted model, not a curated record
AUGAAUGAUGAACUUGCAGCUUUAAAACGUAAUCAUACUUGGUCUCUCGUUCCUCUACCACCUGACCAUAAAGUUAUUGGCUGUCGUUGGGCGUACAAGAUUAAACACUACUCUGAUGGUCUUGUUGAAGGUUAUAAAGCUCGACUGGUAGCAAAGGGAUACACUCAGGUUGAAGGUGUUAAUUACAAAGAGUCAUUUUCUCCUACAGCGAAACUUACUACACUUUGUUGCUUACUCGCUAUUUUCGCUCCUCAAAAAUGGUUCACUCAUCAGUUGGAUGUUCAAAAUGCCUUUCUCCAUGGUAAUCUAGAUGAGGAAGUCUAUAUGUCUUUACCACAAGUCAUGUCGGUCAAAAUAAUGUCUCUUAUUGUCGCAACUUUAGGUGUGAUAUCCUUUAUAUUUGGAGUCGUAGCUGAGAACAAGAAGCCUGCAUCUGGAACUCCCAUCCCAGGCAAAGGCAUUGUUGUCUGUCAGUAUCCAGUGGACCCAACUGUGGCCUUGGGAUAUCUUUCACUUGCGUUUCUUCUUGCUUCUUCAAUUGCAGGAUACUUCUCUUUGUUUAAGAGCACCAGUUUCUCUAUUUUCUUCAACAUUUCCCUGUUCACAACUGGAUUGGCUAUAACUUUGCUCGUAUGGCAUACAGUCACUGAGCAAAUUCACUUGACUCGCAACGUUUAUCACAAUCUCGAGACAGCAUGCCCGACCGCUAAGACUGGUCUUCUAGGUGGUGGUGCAUUUUUAUCCCUUGAUUCAUCCCUCUUUUGGUUGGUUGCCUUGAUGUUGGCUGGAAAUGCUCGAGAGGACUACUUUGAUGAAAUAGAGGAAAACGGAGACAGUGCUGAGGCUCUUAAGAACAACGCAUGAAAAUUCUUUGUUCGGGGAGAAUAAUAAUUCAGUUUCACUU